ACUUAAACCAGCCAAGUCCACCAGGGAAGGAGAGCACUUGCAGUGUACAUAGUAUGAAUCGUUGAUUGCUACCAACGAACCAACGAACCAACCGACCAAUCAACCUACCUGGGUCAUUUACAGCCCCUGUUUGAACACACUCGUAAUACAGCCCUCACUGACAAGUCGCUGUUUUUCCGGUGUCAAUUUGCUGUCCCGUUUGAUUGCUUGCUUCCCACGCUCGGGUGGCAGCCUCUCAGCGCUUCCGGACGACAUUGACACACUGACCCUAGCUAGCUGCUUCGUUUGUGUUUUGACACUUGCUCUCGUCCGCAUGUCUGUUUGAUAGAGUUACGGUCCGGACAAUCAAUCAAGGUGUGAGAACCCGAACCAGCUUGGAACUGAACCCGGCCAACCUCCUGUCAUCCGGACGGUACCUUGAGGGCCUCUUGUGGGAACUUAGUUGUGUUAUCCGCGAAGAGGAAGAAGGUCCAAUAGAAACAAAAUGAAAGCUAUCGUCCAGCGUGUUUUGUCCGCCUCAGUAGCCGUGGACAACGAGGUUAUCUCGUCAAUUGGGAAGGGCCUUCUCGUCCUCGCCGCUGUCGCUCCAGGCGACACUGAGAAAGAUGCCGAGAUUCUUGCAAACAAGGUGCUGAAGCUCAAGAUGUGGGAUGAUGACGCCGGCGGCAGAUGGAAGAAAACGGUACAGGAAAUUGACGGAGAAGUCCUCUGCGUAUCUCAGUUCACACUGUUCGCCAAGAUUAUUAAGAACAAGCCCGACUUCCGUCUCAGUGCGCCGGCCGAAGAUGCCAAGACGCUCUAUCAUUACUUUCUGCAAAAGGUGCAAGAAAAUUACGCGGCGGACAAGAUCAAGGACGGGCGAUUUCAGGCCAUGAUGGCCGUAUCUUCGACUAACGACGGCCCGGUUACGUUUGAGCUAAACACAGAGCCAGUGCAGAAACCUUGAGUGGCCACAGACUACGAGAAUGCGAUUUGCUCUGUCGCGGACAUACCGCUUGGUGGUGCUCUAGGAUGACUUGUAGAUUCCAUGUCGGUAUAGAUAGGGUCUGGUAUCACCCAUAGAUAUAGCAUUCCGCGUGACAAAAAAAGUUCGCUUUCCUAAACGAUUUCAAGAUAUUCGACGCUAGGGACGACCAAAUAGAGCAAAUAGCAUGGCCCAUUCCCCCGAGAUGCGGUAGAUGAGCUAUACAGACAUAGACAAGACCACCACGAUGAUGGCGGAGCAAUAACGUGGCUCUCGCCUCGAUUUCGAUUAUUGUAAGGGCUUCGAAGCCACUCUGUCUCCAUGUGCGUGCCUCUACAGUCAAUCGAAUGCAAAGGUCCGAGAUCUCAGAUUUCAAUCAUAUUGGCAGGGAGGUAGGUUCUAAUUGGUC
This is a messenger RNA of Colletotrichum navitas, 1373 nucleotides long. RefSeq names its product D-Tyr tRNAtyr deacylase-like domain-containing protein. The record is from RefSeq and is a predicted model, not a curated record. Gene Ontology annotation, molecular function: D-tyrosyl-tRNA(Tyr) deacylase activity. The transcript is spliced from 5 exons. Lineage: Eukaryota; Fungi; Ascomycota; Sordariomycetes; Glomerellales; Glomerellaceae. Gene Ontology annotation, cellular component: cytoplasm. The coding region runs from base 485 to 946 and encodes 153 amino acids. Gene Ontology annotation, biological process: tRNA metabolic process.